Budorcas taxicolor (takin) is the source of this 894-nucleotide messenger RNA. Its product is annotated as olfactory receptor 52D1-like. The transcript has a single exon. Gene Ontology annotation, molecular function: G protein-coupled receptor activity; olfactory receptor activity. Gene Ontology annotation, cellular component: membrane. NCBI's taxonomy places the organism in Eukaryota, Metazoa, Chordata, Mammalia, Artiodactyla, Bovidae. The record is from RefSeq and is a predicted model, not a curated record. Gene Ontology annotation, biological process: G protein-coupled receptor signaling pathway. The coding region runs from base 1 to 894 and encodes 297 amino acids.
AUGGGACUGGAUCCCACACUGUCUGCUCUCAACCAGACCUGGGUUAGCUUGGGGCCUGGGACCUUUGUCCUGCUGGGGGAACCUGGAAUGGACGCCUUGCAUGCCUGGCUUUCUGUGCCUGUGUGCCUGCUGUACCUGGCAGCUCUGGUGGGGAACACCCUUCUACUGGGGCUGGUGGCAGCUGAUAAGGCACUUCAGAGACCCAUGUACCAGUUACUGGGGCUUCUGGCAGCAGCUGACUUGGUUCUGGCUACAUCCACAGUGCCCAAAGCGCUGGCCUUGCUGCAGGGCCUGUCAGGUGAGAUCUCCUUCCAGGCCAGCCUAGCCCAGCUCUUCGUUGCCCACGUGGCCUUCAUUGCCGAGUCCUCGGUGCUGUGGGCCAUGGCUGUGGACUGCUACAUGGCCAUACCCCAGCCUCUGCGCUAUGGGGCACUGCGGGCUCAGCGCGUGGUAGGCAUCGUGGCUGUAGCUGCUGUGACCCCUGGGGCCUGUGUCAUGGCGCCCCCGGUGGCCCUGCUCCGGAGACUGCCUUACUGUGGGCAGCGGGCCCUGCCCCACACCUACUGCGAGCACCUGGGCGCGGCUCGAUUGGCCUGUAGCUACACGCGCCCCACCGUCUGGUACGGGCUGGCCACCACGCUGCUCUCUCCAGUCCUGGACCUAGGGCUCACAGGUGCUUCCUAUGCCCUCAUCCUCCGCACGGUCUGUCACCUGCCCUCCCACAGCACCCAGCGCAAGGCCCUGGGCACCUGCGGGGCCCCACCAGUGUCAUCACCCUCUUCUGCCCACCCGCCGUCUUCUCCUUCCUGGCUCACCGUUUCGGCCGCCACACGGUGCCCGGCCACGUCCACAUCCCCCUGGCUAACCUCUACGUGGUGGUGCCCCCUGCCCUGA